Molecule: messenger RNA, 862 nt
Organism: Dioscorea cayenensis subsp. rotundata (Guinea yam)
Lineage: Eukaryota; Viridiplantae; Streptophyta; Magnoliopsida; Dioscoreales; Dioscoreaceae
Product: actin-depolymerizing factor 7
Exons: 3
Coding region: 201-620 (139 amino acids)
Biological process (GO): actin filament depolymerization
Cellular component (GO): actin cytoskeleton; cytoplasm
Molecular function (GO): actin filament binding
Source: RefSeq, a predicted model, not a curated record
UUUGGUUUUUUAUUUUAUUUUAUUUUUCCUUUUAUUUUAUUUUUUUCUCUAUCUCACUAUCUUCGCUUUUUCUCAAUCCUCUUGAUCCAUUGCGGGGCUCUCUUUGCUUCUCCUCUCCGCGCUCCAGCCCCCCAUACUCCAUCUCUUUCCCCUCUCUUCACUGCCAUUUCUCCACCUUCCUCUUGAUCGCAUCUCCGAAUAUGGCCAACGCAGCUUCAGGGAUGGCUGUGAAUGACGAUUGCAAGCUGAAAUUCUUGGAAUUGAAAGCGAAGCGAACUCAUCGCUUCAUAGUUUUCAAGAUCGAUGAGAAGCUGAAGCAGGUUAUCGUCGAGAAGGUUGGUGAGCCUAUGUUGGGCUAUGAGGACUUUGCUGCCAGCCUUCCUGCCAAUGAGUGCAGAUAUGCAAUUUUUGACUUUGAUUUUGUGACUGAGGAGAAUUGCCAAAAGAGCAAGAUCUUCUUCAUUGCAUGGUCCCCGGACACAUCAAGAGUAAGAAGCAAGAUGCUGUAUGCGAGCUCGAAGGAUAGGUUCAAGAGGGAGCUGGAUGGUAUUCAAGUGGAAUUGCAAGCGACCGAUCCAACUGAGAUGGGCCUUGAUGUGAUUAGAGGCCGUGCCUACUAGAGUAACUGCUACUAAUUCUUGCAAUGGAUACUCCAUCUCGCAAAUUGGUAGCUUUUAUCGGAAAUGUUUAUAGUCUUGUCGCAUGAUGAACUUUGGUUGAUAUUAUCUCCUUUCCAAAAGUGACUUUUAUUUUGGAUAUAUGAUAUGGUUUGGUUUGAUGGAAUCAACAUGACAAGUGUGUCCUUGUAGCUGAAUUUUUACAUGAUAAUGAUAUGCGACAAUUUGUGUGGUUAAGUGGUGCA